Molecule: messenger RNA, 6193 nt
Organism: Girardinichthys multiradiatus
Lineage: Eukaryota; Metazoa; Chordata; Actinopteri; Cyprinodontiformes; Goodeidae
Gene: qtman
Product: glycosyltransferase-like domain containing 1
Exons: 12
Coding region: 294-1457 (387 amino acids)
Molecular function (GO): glycosyltransferase activity
Source: RefSeq, a predicted model, not a curated record
UCAGUGUUGUUGGUGAGGAGUCUAAGACAGCAUGAAGUCAUCUGGACGUCACCGUGGAUGAAGCAGCAGACUCGCCCACAGAUUUACGACAAACACGCCUUCCAUGUUCAUGGCGGUGGGAGGAAAGGUGUCUGAGCUGGAAUCCCCCACCGUGGUUCUGUUUGAUUUAAGGUCGGCGGCUCUCCCAGCGUCCUGCUGGUCGAGGCAUUUUAUGGCGGCUCUCACAAACAGCUGAUCGACCUUCUGAAGGAGAACACAGACGGCUGCUCCCUCUUCACGCUGCCCGCCAAGAAAUGGCACUGGAGAGCGAGAACAGCAGCUCUGUACUUCAGCCAGACCAUUCCUGCCUGUUCAUCAUACAGGUUAGAGGCACUCAUGUAUCAUCAUGCAGACACCUCAGGGUUCUGUUUAGCAGCUCGGUUCUGAACCUGUGUGAGCUGGUGGCUCUCAGGCCCGAUCUAGCCCAGCUGAAGAAGGUCCUGUACUUCCACGAGAACCAGCUGGUCUAUCCAGUCCGUAAAGACCAGGAGAGAGACUUCCAGUAUGGAUACAACCAGGUGCUCUCAUGCCUGGUGUCAGAUGUGGUGGUCUUUAACUCCCGCUUCAACAUGGAGUCCUUCCUGUCCUCCAUCCUGUCCUUCAUGAAGAAGAUCCCAGACCACAGACCCAAAAACCUGGACCGGCUGAUCCGUCCAAAGUGUGUGGUUCUGAGCUACCCGGUCCAGUUCCCUGACGUCAGCAGUCUGCUGCCUGAACACAAACUGAGACAUCUUUGCCGCUCUGCAGAGACGUUGCAGAGUGAUCAUCGUAUCUUCAAGGCGCAGACCAGUCAGCCGCAGACGUCGCGGUGUGAGGAGGAUCCAGUGCAGUCUUCUUCUGAGCCCAGAAGCGUUCUGACACCUGUUCAGCACUCAGAGUCUGUGGACCAGGUGAACCCUCUACACAUCGUGUGGCCUCAUAGGUGGGAACACGACAAGAACCCUGAGAUGUUCUUCAACACUCUGAUCAAACUGAAGGAAAAACAGCUGGAUUUCAAGCUGUCAGUGCUGGGAGAGACCUUCACUGAUGUGCCAGAGAUAUUCUCCUCUUCCCAGCAUCUCCUCCAGUCACACAUCCUGAACUGGGGCUUCCUGUCCAGUAAGGACCAGUAUCUGAAGGUACUGUGUGACGCGGACGUGGUCGUCUCCACCUCCAAACACGAGUUCUUCGGAGUAGCCAUGUUGGAAGCUGUUCACUGUGGAUGUUUCCCUCUGUGUCCAAAGGCUCUGGUGUAUCCAGAAAUAUUCCCAGAUCAGUACCUGUACUCGACUCCUGAGCAGCUCUGUAAACGGCUGCAGGAACUCUGCAGGAUACCUGACAUCGCCCGUAGACACAUCGUCAUGGUGGACACCUCUUUGUACUCCUGGACCUCCCUGAAGCCACAGUUCCAGGCUCUGCUGUCUGUUGAAAGUCCCUAAAUAAAGAAAAAUGCUGGGUUCUAUAACUUCCUCUGAGGUUUGGAUCAGAGCAAGUUCUAGUCAGAGCUUGGGUGGAUCAGAGUGAACUUUAAGACAGUCUGGAUCUAUAUUGAGAUUAAAGACUCUGAUUGUGGACCAGAAAUAUUCCAUCCUCCUUAUGCCCUGAACGCAGCAUCUCACUGCAGGAUCAAGGAGCUGGGUCCAUGACUCUGAAUCUUCAAUGGAUUUCCAGAUGUUUUUCAUUGAACAGAGUUCUGCUGUGAACAAAUGUCUGUAAAGGUUAAUUUCACACAAAGUUCUUACUGUUUUUGAUAAAAAGACCUAAAAAAAAGUUGAUCAAUAAUUUAAUUAAGUCAGUUUCUGUUAAUCAUCUGAUGUGUAAACAGGCGUAGAUGAUGGAUAACAAACGACAAAAUCCAGCUAGACCUGCACUCUGCUAUGAAAGGGAUCGGGUCAGGACCCGCCCACAUCCGGCCCAGGACAUUUCCUACCGGGGCCCUGCAGUCCCAGCAAAGGUUUUCUUCUAUGAACCUCAUAAGACGUGUCCAAUUUAAUGCGGACUGGACUUUCCUCUACAGAGGACGCCCCUGUGAAUCAUAUAUAUAUAGAUAUAUAUCUAUAUAUAUAAUGCAAACAUUGGCCUAAAAUUAAAAAGAAAUUCACAAAAAAUACAGAAUUGGUCCCAAAAUCUGAAAAGUAAUCCAGCGCUUUUUUUUUUUUAUUGCCUCUAGAUCUAGGAUCUAUUAAUAAUUGUCAUUAGCAGCUAGCAUGGAUAUGUUAUAUACUCCCAUAAGGAAAGGGAAGCACAGAUUCAAAUAAUUAGAAUGAUCUGGUUAUUUAAAAUUAUUUUACAAGUUUAAAGGUCAGAUUUUUACUUGUUCUUUUACUGUUUAUGAACCAUUCCUACUUUAUUACCCCAUUAGAGAUGUAGCCUUAGGAGACGCCUCCACGUGUGCAAGUUUUUGGCAAAAUCUGUUCAGUCAUUUUGCACAAAAAAAAAAUCUCUUCAUAUUGUGUGGAAUAUUAACCAUAUUAGGUACAUUACCUAAGGAGAGUGAUGGGAACAACAGUGUUAAAAUUAACCAUGUUUUUCAGUAAGGAAUAAUCAAACUAAUGACUUUUUCCAUCGGGGAAGUUCAGACACUACUUUAGUCUCAUUGAGGUGAAAGGAAAGAACGUACAUGUGAAGUAAAUAUUAAACAUUUGGUUUAUGUAAUUCCACUUUAUAAAACUGGCUUAUAAAAUCUUAGAAAAAAAUCUAAACUCGUAGACAAAUUUAAACUAAAAAAAGUAAUGCAAUAGUUACUUUUCCUGUCAACUUGUUACUUUUAUAGUGGAGUAACUCAAUUACAAACGCCGUUACUUUUUGGGAUCAGUAAACUAUAACUAAUUACUUUUUUAAAGUAACAUGCCCAUAAAUUGAUAGAAGAGUAUCAUUAAACUAUCUGUUGCAAUGUUGGGGGUUUGCUGAACUAAUUGUUUGCGUUUCUAGCAUUGAAACUUUCCUUGAGUGAGUUUCAAAAAUCUCCUUCCUUUGAAGGUUACGGUAUGAGUUUAAUCGGAGGAGAAAAAGGAGAGCAGGUACUGUAGGGUUCAUGCUCCACUGGAUGGAAGCUUCUGCAGGCUUGAGUCCCUAAAGAUCAUCAAUUUUUCCAUUGAAGUUUAAAUCAAACUUGUAAAAUAAAGAGUUCGGAAAGGUUCAGUUAGAGUCUUUGAUCAAUCAUCACUAAAUCCUGAAUAAAUUAUCUUUUGAAAGCAGAGUCCUCUAUGCCUGACUGUCCCUGAACACCUCCAAAGAAGGUCAUCAGUCAGAGCAGGCUGCUCCCUUAGUUUAAUCUGGAGCAGCAGACUUUAAAGCAGACCUAAAGGUGAAGCUGGAAGGAACAUGGAGCUCCUCUGAUUUGAACCCAUUUAAUCUCUAACCACAGUCUGUUUUUCUUGAAAGAGCUUUCACAAAGCUGGAACAGUUUAUAAGUCAUUUACAGAGAAGAACCAGAACAAUACCAGGUUUCUGUUCAAUACUCAUGUCCAUAAGGGGCCAAAAAAGCAAAAAUAGACUGUUAAAUAGACUUGAGAUAAAAGUGGAUGUUAAAUAAAUCCUGUUUUAUUUCUGCCACUGAGAUAAGUGUUUCAGAAUGAUGCACAUGUUCCAGCUUGAAUAAAAAGGACCCGACUCUGGUUCAGAGUGAGGAGAUCUUCCAUCAGAGACAGAAACCGUUUGCUGCUUCAAGGCUUCUCUGCAGACUGACGUAUUAUCACAAACAGCAGCCUCCAUGAUGCUGCAGGAGGAAAGCUGUUUGUUUCUGCAGAGCUCUGAUUGAGAGCCUGACUCCUCUGGCAUCAAACCGCCGAACUCCUCCUGACGUCGGUCCCUCAGAGAGCAACGUACAGACCGGUUCACACGGACUACAGUCGCUGUAAACGGUUAAGUCUUCUGUGCUACUGGUUCCUCCAUCAGGAUGGCAGGAAACGCUGCUGGUCCUCAGCAUCCAGGACUCAGAAGAGGAACAAGCAGUGAUGGCGGAUGGCAGAAGACAACAAUGUCCAGCAGUGGACAGCAGCUGUGAGACACGUUAGAACCCAACAUGUGAAAACCAUGGAGACGGGUCGAGUCACAAUGAGGAUGGAAUAAAAAUGACAGAAUUAAAAAGAAAUUAAACAUUUCAGAAACCCUAGUUCUGGUUCUGAGUAUACAGAACCUUGGUUUUUAUUAUAAGUUUAUCUGAAUUCUGAUUUUUAAAUAAGCCAUUUCCUGUCUGUUUAAAGUUGUAGGACCUGGCUGAUGGUUCUCGUGGAUCUUUGGUUCUGAGUGGUGCUCUAAGCAGGCGGAGUGGUUCUGAUUAAGCUUUUUGAAGUGGACCGGGUCUCAACCCAGUUUUGUCAGAACAGCAGGAGAUCUGAGGCAUUGAUAUAAUUAACAGUUUUAUCAUGUUGAUCUGCCUCAUACGACCAUGAAGAAGAUGAUGGGAAGAAGGAGGUCAGCUGAAGUCUCAAGAGUCUGAUGACUCAAUAACAGCUGAUAAUUGGAUCAGAUUAAUUCGAUUAAUGACAGUGAAUGAUCCGGGUUUGUCUGAACAAACUGAACAAUGGCUGCAGACUGAAAUCAGGACAUUAAAAACAUAAGAUUUUUCUUUAUUUUCUCCUCUGUCUCUUUUUCUAUUGUCUUUUUUCAUUUUUCUUCUUCCCUCGGUUGUUUGUUCUGAGCCAAUCAGGUUUGAGCGUGGGAACCCCUUCUUCUGAAUAGUUGCUUGCAUUCAUCAACAGCUGAGGCAGCUAAAGCUCACCUGGAACACCACACCUGUCUGCCGUCCCACCACUGUUCCCAGGCCUGCUCCCUGCAGGUUUCAUGGUUCAGGCUGUUGUUCUAACAGCAGUCAGUAGGUCAACCGUUAAAUGACCUGUUGUGGUUCUGAUCCUGAGCCCAGGAUCCAGUGUGCCCAUAAACAGUUAACAGGCUGUGACUUAAAAAGAUUUGUCCCACAACAUGUCAUCAGUGCUCCAUGAACGAGGCGAACACAAGAAUAUUCCUGCAGCUCAUUAUGGAGCUGAAGCUGAUCCAGUCUGACACUCUCAGAAUCAAUGAGGAUCAGAGUUUAAAGAGGAAGUACAGCACGCAGCCCGGUUCUGACUUGGGCUUAGUACAUGACGGAAGCUCCUCUCUGUGGCACGGUGCUGGUGUUGAUCCAGUUCAUUUUAUCAGAGCCAAGAAGUUAAAUAAACAUAUCUGCUCCAUCAACAGUAAAAACUGCCUGCUGAUGGACCAGGUAUCACCAAGGUGCAUGUCCUGAACCAGAACCAGACCCAGAACUGCUUUUAUUUGAGUAAUCAAAGAAAUAAAAACUGAGAUUUUUAGAUUCAAUUUCAAAGAGAUGGACGCAGCUCAGAGAUCAGACUGACACCAUGUAGAGGUGUGUGUGUGUGUGUGUGUCUGUGUGUGUGUGUGUCUGUGUGUCUGUGUCUGUGUGUGUGUGUGUGUGUGUGGACACACUCAGUAGUUUAAUAAAUGAGGCCUCAGGGGAGUGUUAUUAUGAGGAGGAGCACUGAGCAGACUCAGUACCCUCAGGCCCGGCUGAUGCGAUCCGGAUCAGUGUCGCCUCUCUUGACGAGCGGCUGCAGACGUCAAAGUUUAUUAACAAGCUGAGGCAGAGGGCCGUUGGAACGCUAGGCUGCAGGGCGGGCUGUAACUGGGUCAGAAUCAUUUACUCCUGGAGGAUUCUUUAGAACCUGAUCCAUCUGUACUCUGAGGUGAGGUUGUUAGUGGAUUUGAGACGGUCAUGAGCAGGUCCACCAGGAUUCCAUCUUGUCCUGACUGUUCACUGACAGGUGGGUCCAUGAUGAGCAGAACCUAAUCCACUUGUAACUUUGAUUCUUUGGACUAUAUCCAGACCCCUAUAGAGUUCUGAUUCUGUCCAAGCCUGCUUGAGACACGUGAGGAGGAAACUAGGCUGGUUUCUCUCAGACCAUCUAACAGUUGGACCCACAGAACCUCAGUCAGGAGUAAAACAAAACUAUGAAUAGGUAAGAAUCAGCAUUGGUCUUUCUGAUGGUUCUUGUUAAGAACCAGAACCUGGAGAAGAACCAAUUUCACCAGCAGUGAAAUGCUCCUUUAGUAACAUCUUUCCUUCUUUGUUUGUUUUUUUUUUUUUUUUUGCUGCUGAAGGAGAACCAGAACCAGGAGAAAGAACCAGAAAGAAUCUUUAAUAAGAUGUUUCCUUAUUUGUUUUUCUGCUGCUGUA